CAUCAGAGGAAGUGUAGUAUUUUACGCACUGAAGAAUAGUAAUUUCUGUGCGUGAGAAAAGGAAGAAAGAAGGGUAGCUUAUGGUGAAGUGCCUCUGGGAAGAAGACGGCUGCGGGCUACUUUUGUUAUUGUGUGUACAAUAACACAAACCGUGUCUACCUCCUUGUCCAGAGGGAAGCGUGAACGGUGAAAAUGGAAGCGGACAGAUCCGGCGGAGGACCAAACCCCAACUCUGGCGGCAGCGUUGGUAGCAGCAUAGCAGGACGCAACCCAAAUGGGCCCAAAGCAGCACCGAGCCAGGCGACAGCACACGCCUCGACCGGGGCCAUGGCCCCAGGGGCCGCGGCGGCUUCGGUGGGCCUCCUCCCUGGGUCUAUGCCUGGGCCAAUGCCUGGCUCUCAGCUAAGAGAGCUACACGAAGGGGACUCGGGAAUGACGCUUCCUGGGAUCCUCCACUUCAUCCAGUACGAGUGGGGACGUUUCCAGGCCGAGAAAUACCGCUGGGAGGCGGAGAGAGACGAACUCCGGGCUCAGGUGGCAUUUCUUCAGGGUGAGAGAAAGGGCCAAGAGAAUAUGAAGCAGGACUUGGUGAGACGCAUCAAAAUGCUAGAAUAUGCCCUUAAACAAGAGAGAGCAAAACACCAGAAACUGAAGACAGGCAAUGAUCAGAGCCCUACAGACAAGAAGCCAGAAACGGAGGCAGACCAAGUUCCCAAUGGACCAGCAGAGUCUGACUCUGAACCAGCCAAUCAGAUGUCCUGGAAGGAGGGACGUCAACUAUUACGCAAAUAUCUAGAGGAAGUGGGGUAUUCAGACACAAUUGUGGAUAUGCGAUCCAAGCGUGUGCGCUCCCUUCUUGGGCGAAGCAGUCCGGAGGCAAACGGACCUCCCCCCAGUGACACUUUUUCAGAGCCGGAACCACGAACGGGAGGAGAGUCAUUAUUAGUCAGACAGAUCGAAGAACAAAUCAAGAGGAACGCAGGUAAAGAGACCUCUAAGGAGCACAUGGGUGGUUCCGUUCUUGAUAAAAUUCCCUUCCUGCAUGGCUGUGAGGAUGAUGAUGAAGAUGACAGUGAUGAAGAAGAUGAUUUCAAGGGCAUAGGAACUGACUGCAUUGAUGGACCUCGCAAGAGCAAAAAGUCUCGAGUAAAGAUGGGCUCAGAACCUAUGACCACAGAUCUGGACCCCGAGGAUGAAGAGGACGAAGAUGAUUCUGAAGAUGCCCAGAAUGAAUUUGACUUCCUGGGAUCCGGGGAGGAUGGGGAGGGGGCGGGAGAGGCACGAAUCUCGGGGGAUGGACGGGAGUUAGAGAACCGCAGGAACAAGUUACAAGGCAUGAUACCGGAAUUCCCCCCUAAACCUGCCCCGUCCCCAUCUGUUUCAGGACAGUCUCGCUCAGGGGAAGGUGGCGCCCUCAGUUUCUCCUCUGAUGUGUUCAUUAUGGAUGCUGUUGGAGGAGGUGACAUGAACCUUGGUGAAUUGGCAGAUCUCACAGUUGCCAAUGACAACGAUCUCUCUUUGGAUAUGCAUGACAACAGAGAAGAGUUUAAGAAGACAUGGAACCCACGUUUCACACUACGGAGCCAUUUUGAUGCCAUUCGUGCUAUGACUUUUCAUCCAAGCCAGGCAGUGCUGCUCACAGCUUCUGAAGAUGGAACACUAAAACUGUGGAACCUAAACAAGGCAAUGCACUCAAAAAAAAAUGCGGCUUUGGAUGUUGAGCCUAUUUACACAUUCAGAGCACACAGUGGUGCUGUACUAUCUCUCACAAUUGGUGAGGAUGGGGAUACCUGCUACAGUGGAGGUCUAGAUGGAACAGUUCGCUGUUGGAAGAUGCCAGACCUUAAUGUGGAUCCUUACGACAACUAUGAUCCCAGCAUUGAGAGCAGUGUGCUCUCAGGUCAUGAGGACAGUGUGUGGGGUCUCACAUAUUCUGCUGUACACCAUCGCUUGGCUUCAUGUUCAGCUGAUGGCACCAUUAGAAUCUGGAAUCCUCAGAAUUCUACGCCAUGUCUGUCUGUCUUCAAUAAAGAGAGAGAACAUGGCACACCAACCUCUGUAGCUUUUGUAGCUACUGAUCCUAACCAAAUUGUGGUGUCUUAUGAUGGUGGUGAAACAUUGAUUUAUGACCUCAACACAGAGCAGAGUGUCACUACACUACAGACAGAGACCAAGGAUGGCAGUGAACUGAUUAACCGUGUAGUCAGCCACCCUUUAGAAGCGGUGUCUAUCACGGCACAUGAGAAUCGAACUAUCCGCUUUGCUGACAACAAGACAGGGAAAGUUGUUCAUUCAAUGGUGGCUCAUUUGGAUGCAGUUACUUGUCUCACUACAGACCCAAAAGGGACUUACCUCAUCUCAGGCAGCCAUGACUGCUCAGUGCGCCUCUGGAUGCUUGACAACAGGACGUGCGUGCAGGAGAUCACGGCCCACAGGAAGAAACACGACGAGGCCAUACAUGAUGUGGCCUUCCACUCUUCCCAACCCUUUAUUGCUAGCGCCGGCGCAGAUGCACUUGCCAAGAUCUUUGUCUGAAACUUGUAACUACAACCGAAGAAUCUCAUGGACAAUUUUUGCUCUGCUUAAACACUGUCACACACAACUAUCCAACAGCCCACUGGCUGGGCUGGCACCACAGGACACCAGCUCUCUAGCUCACCGUUUUGUGAUGCCUCAAUGACUUCUUAUACUGUAAUAAUGUUUUUUAAAGGAUCCUGGCUGCUCAGUUUUUUGGACUAAUACUUUUUACACUACAUAAAUCCAUUGUGCUUUCUUUUGUGGGCUGAUGGUAUUGCAAAGCACUGUGUGUUUGAGCGCUUACUGCUAAGCAUUAUAUAAGAGAAUCACAAAGUAUACGUGCACAGUUACAUCACUUGCCUGUUUAGGGUUUUUAUUGGUUCAUUUGUUUGUGGCUAACAUGCAUACUGUCGCCAUAAAGGGCAAGGCUGAAAGCAGUAAGUGUGAAAAGUGGUAACAUCAGAAUGAUCUCUGCAUUGACAUUCAAUGCAUUACAUUCCAAAGACUUCAGAAAGAAUGUUGGUGUUACAAAGGUAGAGCUGGAGAAUGUUUGCUCUGCUUAUAGAGACUCACUAACCAGUGUUAACGAAAAGCUUUAAUUUCAAUUUCAAUUGCCAAGACAAGAGUCAUGUUUGUCUUAAGUGUUAUGCCCCUGUCUCUUUUGAACUGACUUGAUUUAAAGCCAGAUGUAUAUGGGAAUUUUUAUGAAUUAGGACAUCUGAAAAUUCAUUUUUACUACUGCUAGAUAGAAAUUAUACUGGCAGUCAGAUGGAAAAAAGCAACACAAUGUCCCAUGCAAAUGAAGCCAAGUGUAUGAUUGGGUGCUUUUUCUGUACUGUAGUACUUUAAUGUCUGAGUAGUGUACGCACUAAUCCAAUCUUGGUGCUACGAGAGACUGAUCAUGAAUCAGAAUCAGGGAUGUGUGUUUGUGAAAUACUGCCUGUGUCAGUAAUUUAGGCCACAUAUGAUCUAGUUUUAACUCACAUGUAUAAAGGCAUUUUAUGACGUGGUCACAUAUUCACAAUGAAAAGGAGUGUACAGACUGAAACCAUAAUCAUUUUAACCUAAACAUUGAACUAGAUUGCAGAAUGUUUUUGUUCUGGAUUGAAUUUAUUUAUUCAUUUAACAUGUAUA
This is a messenger RNA of Boleophthalmus pectinirostris (great blue-spotted mudskipper), 3651 nucleotides long. It is a transcript of the gene strn4, whose product is annotated as striatin, calmodulin binding protein 4. Gene Ontology annotation, cellular component: dendrite. The transcript is spliced from 18 exons. The record is from RefSeq and is a predicted model, not a curated record. Lineage: Eukaryota; Metazoa; Chordata; Actinopteri; Gobiiformes; Gobiidae. The coding region runs from base 193 to 2535 and encodes 780 amino acids. Gene Ontology annotation, molecular function: calmodulin binding; protein phosphatase 2A binding; protein-containing complex binding.